Homo sapiens (human) is the source of this 17228-nucleotide messenger RNA. It is a transcript of the gene GSE1, whose product is annotated as Gse1 coiled-coil protein. The record is from RefSeq and is a predicted model, not a curated record. The coding region runs from base 9830 to 13567 and encodes 1245 amino acids. The transcript is spliced from 16 exons. Lineage: Eukaryota; Metazoa; Chordata; Mammalia; Primates; Hominidae.
CUCCGGUGACCUAGGGUCAGCCCUGCCUUGGGAAGGGAGGUCGGGAAGUCCUAGUUCUAGGCACAGUGAGGCUGAGCUCAAAACAAGGAAGGCAACAAGGUGUCCACUGUGGCGCAGGCUCUGAGCUGUUUGGGACAGUUUUUAGGAUCUUGGAGUGUCAGAGUUCAAAGGGGCUUGUACAUCUCCAAACUCGGUGUUUUAAAACUGCUGCUGGCCAGGCCUUUCCAAGCCCAGUUAAGCCACAGCCUCUGGGUUCCUGACCCGGGUCUGGGGGUUGUCAGAGCUCCCCAGCUGAUCCUAACGUACACACUGGGGGUAGGAACAAGGGGCAAACUGAGGCUUGGGGCCAGGCGUGGGGCGGACACCGCGCUCACAGCAGGAAGCCUCCUCCGAUGGCCCCGAUGAGCCCUCCCCUCCAGCAGUCACUUCCCUGUCUCUGGGGGAAGUUCAGGGGCUGCAGAUCUGAGUGCCUUGUGGUUUCAGAGCAGAAGCCAAGCCUGCCUGUGGGCUCAGCAUCGCCGGCCCCAGGAAGAGCCAAGUCUGCACAGCGCCACUCUGUGGCAGACCGGGGUCCUGCACCUCUGAGCUAGAGAUUCCCCCCUUCCAACCCCUGGAGUCCCAAAUUCCCCUUGAGCCCCUGGAGCAGGUACUGUCUGUCCUCCCCUGCUCUGAAGGAGGCGGACUGGGGGGCCUUUGGGCUCGGAGCCCCGAGCUGAGGGGCAGGAGCUGGUGCCUCCCACUUUUCUGGAAGAGUGCGGAUAAGCUAGAGGGCUGGCUGCUACCUUUUCCCUGCCUCCAGGAGCUCGCAGGGGCUUGUGGAGUCGGCUAGCAGGGCCGGUUUUUCCUGGCCCCAUUUGAAGCCUUGGAAUUCCCAGCCUGGGUUACUCGAAGUCCAAGGAUCAAACCCUGGGAUCGGGCCAGGGUUGGAUGGGGACCCUCUCUGGGUAGCCUGUGAAUUGUCUCUGUUGUGGCAACAGCAGGGUCCUCUGAAACCACAGGGCUUCCCCUCCCUUUCCUGGUGUGCCGGGAGAGCUGUUUUUUUAACCUGCAGAGAUCCAUGUUGCAGGUGACAUUUCAGCUUGGUGGCUGUGCCGAAGCCUGGCCGCCUGGCUUUAAUUCCUCCCCCAGUGGAGUCUCAGAUCUCGGUGGCCUCACCGAGUGCGGUGUGGGACGCCGUGCUGCUGGCUUCACUUCCGCAUGCUGGCCUUUCUCCCCCGGCUGAGGCCACAGCCUGGGAGGUGACGUUUCGGAGUGUCGCUGUCAAUGAGAAUUUAUUGAGCUCCUCCUCUGAAUCCAGCCGUGUGCUUGCUGCUGGGAGGUGUACAGACAGAUAAAACAGGAGCGUGGCCAAAAGCAGCCCUUUGCAUGCCUGCCAAACGCACACUCGGGGGCCUUUUAAUCUUGCUUCUGCAGCUCUGAUUCCCCACCAGCCUCUUCUCUCACGCCCUCAGCUCCAGCCAGACGAAACCACACGCCAUUCUCGCCACUCCUGCGUUUGGCCACGUCCCUGUCCUAGCAUGGGCCAUCCCGUCUGCCUGGGAUUCUCCCGUCUGCUCCAAAGCCCACCUGUCACUGAGGCCAGUCCACCUGCCCCUCCUAACCUGAUGCCUCCCUCGCAUCCAUACUCCCAUGCCCACCCCGUGUCUGGAAUCAGAAGUUCAGAGGGGAAGUGAGAGCUGCCCCCGGGAGGCUGGGGCGGAGUCCAGGCCUGGAGGAAGGAGCUGUAGAUGAGGGCAGGGCUGGUGCUGGAGAGGGCCUCUGGUUUACCUUCACCUGCACCUACCAGUCAUCUGUGGAAAGAAGGGGUUGGGCUGCACUUGAGGCUUUUGUGGGUCCUUGUGACUUGGGGGUUUCUAGGGAGGCAGGUGGAGGAAGUGGGGAGCCUCCAGCUCGGGGGUCUCUCCUGGCUGCACUUUUGAAUCACCUGGGGAGCUUUAAAAGCUCCCAGUGUCCAGGCUGUACUGCCAGGCAGUUCAGGCCAAAUCUCGGAGGGAUGCAGCCUGGGCAUCCGUGUGUCAACCCUCCCCCCCCCCCCCCCGUUAACUGCCACGUGCAGCCCAAGCUGAGACCCUGGCUCUGCUUUCUUCCAGAGCAGCUUCCUAGUCACCUAGGGGCCAGGGUGGGAGCUUUUCAAUGCUUGGCCCCCCUAAUCCAGAAGGGCCUUCUGCUGGGGGGAGCAAUGUGGGUAGGAAUUCCUUCUCCUGGGAAGAUGGGCUGAUGCUGUUUCAGGAGACCUGGGGUCUCUCUUCCCACCUGGGAAGCCAGAGACCGCCUUGCUUGCCCCGGAAUUGGAUGGAGAACCCUGGUGACUCAGAAAUGGACGUCUCCCCUCUACGCCACCUCCCCCGCAGGACGGCGUGGCACCUGUCACCUGGCUGCUCUCUGGAUGUCUGUGGGCCUUGUGUUAACCCCAGGCAGAAUCCUGAAGGUCAUUCUUGCCUGGCCCAGGUGUGCUUUGAGCUCUUCUAAAGGGGCUUACAAAUGCAGAGUCCCACUGGCAUGGGUGGAUUCGUGUUCACCUGCAUCUCUAGCCAGGCCUUCCAAUUCUGGAACCGGUUCCUCCAGCUGGAGGACUUGACGUGUCUGAGGAGGUGUGUGUAAUAGUGGCUUUGGGAUCACUGGACUGAGGUGGCGUGAGGGGGGUGCGUGCUAAUGGUGACAUAGAUCCUUCCACUUUAAUCAUCACGUCCUCACCCCCACCCCCAUGUUCUCAUCUGUAAGACGAGGAUGCAGAGGCCCUCUGGCAGUUGAGGGUGAGGAUGAGAUGCUGUAAUGCCCGCCACAUGCCCCUGACGGGUAAAUGACAGAUGCGGGUGAGGGUUGAGAAGGCCUGGAGCGUGGGGUGAGCCCCUGAUGAGUGUCAGCUGUUACUGUGUCGAUCAGUGCAUCUGACUGUUCGUAUCUGCCUCUUGCUUAGCCUGUGUGACCUCAGGCACUUGUGUUCUGGGCCUCAGUCUUCUAAUCUGUGGAAUAGGAAUGACAAUGUCACCUGUAUCCUGAGGCUGUUGAGGGUUAAAGCCUUUAUUACCAAGUGCCCAGUACAGCACCUGACACAGGCUCUGCAAAGCCUUGCGGCUACUCCUGUUGCUGUUGUUUUAAUUAGAGACAGGGUCUUGCUCUGCUGCCUAGGCUGGGGCGCAGUGGUGCGAUCACAGCUCACCACAGCCUCAAACUCCUGCGCUCAAGUGAUCCUGCUGCCGCAGCCUCCUGAGAAGUUGGAACCACUGAUGCGUGCCGCGACACCUGGCUAAUUUUAAAGAAAUUUUUUUGUGGAGACAGGGUCUCUCACUGUGUUGCCCAGGGUGGUCUCAAACUCCUGAUCUUGGGUGAUCCUUCCGUCUCAGCCUCCCAAAGCACUGGAGUUACAGGCAUGAGCCACUGUGUCCAGCUUGGCUUUAAUUUAUAAAGUUCCAAGGCUCUGUUCCCCUACGCUCAACUGACUCCCUUGCGGUGUUGGGGGUGGCCCCUUUUCCCAAAAAGACUGGAGUUGCUUUUUCUGCCCUAAGGCUCAAGUCACCACAGCAGACCCUGCCGGCCCCUCUGCUGGGCUUUAACAACCGGAGGUUCUUUUUAGGAGCCUCAACGUCCCCUCGGGCUCACAUGCACACCACUGCCCCCUUGGUGAUUGGCACUCUGGGCCCAGGUGGCGGGAGAUGCUUUAACAAACUGUCCCUCCCCCAGCCCUGCCCUUCCUGCGCUCGGAUGGUGGGUCUGUGGCCACAGGCAGCAAUGAAGGGUAUCGACCGCCCAGCUUUUGGUUGAGCAGUAUUGAUGUUGGACAGGUUAAGCCGUCCCGAAGGAAAAUCUAUAUGUCAAGCUGAGCACAAGACAGCUUGCGAGUGGAGGCGGGAGGGGGGUGGGGCGCAGCCUUAAGGGCCACUUCUAGGCUAACCCUGAGUCUUAUCUUCUGGGUUGGGGGGCAAAGCCCGGGGGUGCCAAGCGAUGCCCCACAGCCCCAGACGGGCCUGGAGGGACGGCAGGCGCUCUUACGUGGUGUGAUCUGUGGGCAGAUGGUGUGCCGGCCAGGUCUUGAUCCCACUUAAGGAGUUGUCUCUGGGAUUUAGUAACCAGAUGGGAAAGACUGUAUUUCUGUAUCCAGAGGUGCUGUGGCUGCCCCAGCCUAUGAGGGUCACGCCGUGGGCUGUGCGUCAGGCGUGGUGGGGGGACGUUUUCACCCCAACGUGCUCCUCCUCCCCAGGGAGGGACUGACUUGCUAGGCAGGGAUUAUCCCCAUUUAGCCAUGCACCAGGGAAGAAAGGGGCCCCGGGGAUCCAUAUCCUCCCUGUAGUCACACAGCUGGUAAUUAAUUGGUAGAGGAGCAGAAACCCACACCAUGAUUUUCCCACUCCAGCCUCCUCACCCAACUCCCACCCGCUCUCCCUUAGAGCCUGGAGAGAGGUCACCGGCUGCUUCGGAAGGCCCUGUUUAACCUGGGCUGCUUAUGGGGUGCGGUGGCUCAAGCCUGUAAUCCCAGCACUCCAGGAGGCCGAGGCAGGUGGAUUGCUUGAGCUCUGCAGUUUAAGACCUCCUCUCUACAAAAAAUAAAAAUAAAAAUAAAAAGAACUGGCCAGGCUUGGUGGGAUGCGCCUGUGGUUCCAGCUACUCAGGAGGCUGGGCAGGGAGGAUCACUUGAGCCCCGGAGCUCGAGGCUGCCUGCAAUGAGCUGUGAUCGCACCACUGCACCCCAGCCUGGGUGAUAGAGCGGGACUCUUGUCUCAGCAAAAAAACAAAAUUAAACUGAGCUGCUUCACCCAGUCUCGGGAUGUGAGUGGAUUCUUCCAACUGAAUUCCCAGUGUACAUUUAUCUUUGAGUGUAUUUUUGUAAUGUUUUUGCAUUUGACAUGUGGUAUUUUUUCCAUUCACUUAAAUAUACGAGGAUCCACUAGACAGCCGAUGCUAUACUGGGUGUUGAAGACACAAAGUGGAAUGCGGUUCAAGCAAAAAUUCUCAGCCAGAUGGGAGCAUUGGAGAGACUUCCGCCUCCCAGAGGCUGCCGAUCCACGCGGUCGUCUCUGCCGCCCGUCGGGAGGGUGCGGUUAGUCACCCCGUAACAGAUAAGAAAACAGGGUUUCGGAAUCAGCCCUUGUGGAAUGCCUGGGCUGGCGCCCCACUCAGCCCUGCAUCUCUGAGCUGUUGGGGAACCCGUUUAGAUGGUCUCAGCCUUGGGUCUCUGCACUGUUCUCAGCCCUGGGUCUCUGCUCUGUUGAGGAACCCGUUUAGAGGGUCUCAGCCCUGGGUCUCUGCUGUGUUGGGGAAGCCGUGUAGAUGGUCUUGGCCAUGGGUGUCUGCUGUGUUGGGGAACCCGUUUAGAGGGUCUCGGCCCUGGGUCUCUGCUCUGUUGGGGAAGCCGUGUAGAUGGUCUCGGCCAUGGGUGUCUGCUGUGUUGGGGAACCCGUGUAGAUGGUCUCGGCCCGGGGUCUCUGCUGUGUUGGGGAAUCCGUUUAGAUGGUCUCAGCCCUGGGUCUCUGCUGUGUGGGGGAACCCAUUUAGAUGGUUUCAGCCCUGGAUCUCUGCACUGUUGGGGAACCCGUGUAGAUGGUCUUGGCCCUGGGUCUCUGCCCUGUUGGGGAACCCGUUUAGAUGGUCUCGGCCCUGGAUCUCUGCACUGUUGGGGAACCCGUGUAGAUGGUCUUGGCCCUGGGUCUCUGCUGUGUUGGGGAACCCGUUUAGAUGGUUUCGGCCCUGGGUCUGUGCUCUGUUGGGGAACCCGUUUAGAUGGUCUUGGCCUUGGGUCUCUGCGGUGUUGGGGGAACCCGCUUAGAUCGUCUCUUGAAAAAGGUUUGUGUCCACCGCCCCCCGUGCUGGGGUGUGCAGGGAGUGGAGUGUGCGCUGAGAUCGUAUCUAUUUUAAAUCAAGCCGAUGUCCUGGCGUCCUUUUUUGAAUACAGUCUUAUCGUUUUACAACGUGUUGUUUCCACCUAAAUGUACAUCUUAUAAGACUUUAUAGGACUAAGGAAGUUAAUCCAUCCUUAGCAGGGAUGCCAGACCCCUGGAGCCUGUCACCUGGGCACAGGGAGGACAUUUUAACUAAGCAGCUGGUUUCCAGGUUGAGACUGGUUGGGAUCCUGCGGAGUGACUCUGAAUCCACUAACAGCAGGACUGUGUCUGCUUGGAUGCUGGAGCUGGGGUUUCUCCAGCCACGGCUGGCAGAGUGGACCCUGGGGUUUUGUGUCAUCCGUGUCUCUUAUCCACUGGAGAGACUGUUGUGUUCCUUCUGCCAGAUUACCCUUGAAGAAGCAGGGGAGGGGAGGGCGCUCCGGCCCACCUCUGCUUACCUGCCCACCUCGGGCUCAUUCUUCCCACCCCAUACUCCCCAUGCAGCCUUCAGGACAGGAGACAUAGCCUGGACUACUUCUCAUGGCGCAACAAGAACUUUGUUACCAGUCUUGGUGGCAGAGACUGCCAGCUCCCAACAGCCAGGUCUGCACCUGACUGGGAAAUUUACUAGUUCCUCACUGGGAUUCUGGAGGGGCGUGUGUGUGUGCAUGUUGAGAAUUACAGAAUCAUUUAGACUUAAGCAGUCAGCCAUUCAGCAGUUGACAGGAUGAUUGUGGCCGGAAAAGGUGACCAGUUUGUCCUGUUUGGUGGCUGGGUUGGAUGAGGGAGUCCAGGACUCCUGGCGCAUGACUGUUAUGGGAGCUUUUCCUGGACAGCUCCAUUCCAAAGUCCAUCUUGGCUGAGGGUGCUUGUUGGUUUUUUCCAGUGAGGCAUUUAGUGAUGUCUGGGCACAGCACUUGGGGCUUUGAAGAUGGGAGACGAGUCUGGACGAGGAAACGCCAUUAGAACGUGGAUGGUUCUGGGCCCUUUCUUUUUCCACCCUGUAUUUCCUCUGUCCAGGCAGGUCAUAUUGGGGAGGGUGUUCAUACUCGUGGGUUGCCACUUAGGGAACUCUGUGCUGUAGGAGUUUGUAGCCUGGGUUCAUGGAUGCUACACAUCUUCAAACACACGCUCCCACAGGGUUUACAGAUAGGCUCUUCGAACUUGGUAAAACUGUAUGUAACAUGCAGUAGGUGUAUUUUCCUGGGGAGAGGGUCUGGUCCGCCACUUUGAACCAUCUUGAGAGUGGACCUUUUUGCAAAGGCGGAUGUAACUGUUUUAUGACUUGAGGGGCAAGUCCUGACUUGGUGAGCUUGCUUUGAUUCAGGGGAGACCUACCUUGGGGUUGACACACGCCAGAAUUGUGGCCUUCAUAGGCGUCCCCUGAAGCUGAGCCUGGGAAGGGGUUGACCUCUUUCUGUUACACCCUCAUGGAGUUACCGUGUCGAUGACAUCUGAGUGGAGUGUCUGUGCUGAGGGUUGCAGCUGCAGCUGCCGCAGGGCUGUUAGUUGCUCAGACCUGCAUGUACUUGGAGAAUUGGGAAGACCUGGUGUUGAGGAAGCUGGCUGGCCUGAGACCAUAGGGAGGGGAGGGGUGCAGACUCUGGCAACCUGGAGAGUUAGGGACAAACUAAGGGAGAAGUGCCACUCAUGGGGCUGUGGUUUUUAUGGCUUAGACUUUUCGGGAGAAACUGGGCACCUUCUCGUUGACUUGAAGCCUCCUAUUUUAAGACAUUGCCCAUUGAUUCUCGUUUAAACAACACAGCGUGAUUUCAGGUCAAAUAAAAACAGGUUGAAGGGUAAAAGGCUGGCCCCUUGUCCACUCCUUUUUUUUUUUUUUUUUGAGACAGGGUCUCGCUCUGUCACCUACAUUGCAGUGCAGUCGCGCAAUCACAACUCAAGGCAGCCUCAACCUCCUGGGCUCAAGCGAUCCCCCACCUCGGCCUCCCAAAGCGCUGGGAUUAUAGGCGUGAGCCACUGUUCACUGACCCUCUUGUCCAAUCAUUUGCACCCUCUCUCCAUGGUACUGACAGGGAAACUGAGGCUCAGGCCAUGCGGUGCCCUGGAAGUCCGCACUGAGCUGUUGGGCAUGAGUCAGCCUGGGCCCACCCCCGUUCCCCUUGGUUUUCCAGCUCAGGACCAAGCCCUUUUUGCUCUGCCCCCAUAGUGUGUUCCCUCGAGGCCCCACAGCUCUCAGCCUUCAGUGGAAGUUCAGGCUGGCUGAGUGGGAUGUGAGGACCCCGGUGCCUGCAGGCAGGCACACUGCGCCUUCUGACUUAAAGGCGCCCAUUUCUGCUGGUGUGGGCGUCCGCCCUGUUGGAGGGAAGGGACGUUUUCCAGUCAUCACCAUCUCCCCGCCUCUGAAGCUGGAGACCCUGGACCCCUCUUCGAAGGCCAGGUGGCCCUUUCUGCCCCCGCGCCACCUCCCCUGCUGCCCAGGCCACUCCUGGCCCCUGUAUGAUUGCUUCUUUGAGCACCUGUUGGUGUCCAGCUCCUGUACGGCCUGGUCCCUGUUCUUGGCUGUAGACUAAGGGCCCUGUAGAUAGGUACUGGCACUCACUCGGUACAGAAGGGACAGGCAUUCAUAGGAGACGUCCUUGGAUCCUCUCUCCCUCCCACUUACCUGAGGGAGCUUGUUAAACACUCAGCCUCCUCCACACUGGGGAGAGGAGAGGGGCCUGCAUUUCGUGGGUCCUUGUGAGCAAGCGUCUCAGCCUCCUCUUCCUGCUGGCCCAUGCCCCCCGGCCGCCACCCGCCGUCCCACGGAAACUUGGAGACCUCAGUGCCCGCCCUGGGGUGGGGGAGCCAGGUUGGAUUUCCCUCCUGGGCACCUCUCACCUGCCUGGACACCUUGGACCUCAUCCGUUCCUCUGCCCAGGGCCUCUGGAGGGAGGAAGGGCUCCCACAGGAGCAGGUGCAAUGGAAGGCAGCCUGGUCAGCUCUGGUGCCAUGGGCUACACAGGGCACCCGGGGGCGGUUCCGGCCUCUAGCACAGGUGCCCUCUGGCUGAGAGCUGUGGGAAAGUGGGGCUGGGGGAGGCCUCGAGUCCAGAGCCUUCCUAUUCCCAGCCGUGUAGGUCCCGUCCGUAAAACGGGUAUAGCACUAGGGUGGGCACCCAAACAGCCGCCACAGGGUGAGAGCUGCCACAGGGAGGGGACCCCAAGUGACGCCAGCCAUUUCCAAUCUCUUCGCACAUUAAAGGGAAGCAGCCGGCACCAUGGCCAGGACAGCUGGGUUUCCUUCCGGCUCCUGAGCCUCUACAUGUGACCCGGGUUGAGGGCGUGAAUCUCCAGCCUCCGUUCAGCCUCUGUAGGCUGGGAGUGAGCAUCCCACUGUGUGGAAUAAACAGGUGGAGAGAGGCGCCUGGGCACCGCCAGGACCACUGCCUCCGGGAAGCAGCCCAUGGGGAGAAUGUGACAAGGGACCCCAGGUACCGCCAAGGGCACAGGGUGGCGGAGGGGCUGGGAAUCGGCCGGCAUGGGUGAGCCCCCGGCUCUGUCUCAGCUGAGCUGUGUGGCCCCAGCGGCCUGUGUCACUUUGCUGUUCGCAGCUUUGCUUUCUGGGGUCUGCUUACGUAAAGGGAAGUAAGGGUACAGGUAGCCGGCGCCCUGUAAAAGUUGCCCCCUGGUACCUUGAUCGCUGUUGGUGCUGGGCACCAUCUCCCAGAGUCACAGCUCUGGACACCGACCCCAGCCUUGACUCAGGGCCCCGCCCUCUCCCUUGGUCUGUCGUGCCCCUUUAGGAGGCCGCCUCCCUGCCGAGGCCAGGCUGCCGCCCGCAUCUGCCAGUCCCGCCCUUCCCGCCGCCCUCCUCUCCAGCCCUUCAUCUGCCCGGCCUGCUUCUCCGCACACACAGCAGCCGCUUAGGAUAAUCGCGUCAAAUGUUGCUGCCAUCUGUUGCCUGACUUCCCGUCCCUCGCCUCCAUCCGGGAACCUCCGGGACCAGUCCGUGGCCGUGAACCUCAGUCGCAGGACCGUCGGCUCCUAGGAGGCUGCUGUCCGCGGGUCCCCAGAAUGCAACCUCAGCAUCCAGCGCCUUCUGUGCAGAGCCCCCCUGCUGUCCUCAAAACUGUAGUGUGGCGUCCAACCUGGGAAGCCCCUCCAGGCAUGAGCCAUGAGCCCAAGUCCCCUUCGCUAGGGAUGCUUUCCACCGCGACCAGGACCACCGCCACCGUCAACCCCCUCACCCCCUCGCCGCUCAAUGGCGCCCUGGUGCCCAGCGGCAGCCCCGCCACCAGCAGCGCGCUGUCGGCCCAGGCCGCGCCAUCCUCCAGCUUUGCCGCCGCGCUGCGCAAGCUCGCCAAACAGGCGGAGGAGCCCAGAGGGUCCUCACUGAGCAGCGAGUCGUCCCCCGUGUCCUCUCCGGCCACCAACCACAGCUCCCCCGCCAGCACACCCAAGCGCGUGCCCAUGGGCCCUAUCAUCGUCCCCCCUGGGGGCCACAGCGUGCCCAGCACCCCCCCCGUGGUGACCAUCGCUCCAACCAAAACCGUGAAUGGUGUCUGGAGGAGUGAGAGCCGGCAGGAUGCCGGCUCCAGGAGCAGCAGUGGAGGUCGGGAACGCCUCAUUGUGGAGCCCCCGCUCCCUCAGGAGAAGGCAGGGGGACCAGCCAUCCCCUCGCACCUGCUCAGCACCCCCUACCCCUUCGGCCUCUCCCCCAGCUCAGUUGUGCAGGAUUCCCGCUUCCCGCCACUCAACCUCCAGCGGCCCGUGCACCACGUGGUGCCCCCCAGUACCGUGACCGAGGACUACCUGAGAAGCUUCCGGCCCUACCACACCACCGACGACCUCCGCAUGUCCUCACUGCCUCCCCUCGGCCUGGACCCGGCCACUGCUGCAGCCUACUACCACCCCAGCUACCUGGCCCCACACCCCUUCCCCCACCCGGCCUUCAGGAUGGACGACUCCUACUGCCUGUCUGCCCUGAGGUCCCCGUUCUACCCCAUCCCCACCCCCGGCUCCCUGCCCCCACUGCACCCAUCAGCGAUGCACCUGCACCUCUCUGGGGUCCGCUACCCUCCCGAGCUCUCCCACUCAUCCCUGGCAGCGCUGCACUCGGAGCGCAUGUCUGGCCUCAGCGCGGAGAGGCUGCAGAUGGACGAGGAGCUAAGGCGGGAGAGGGAGCGCGAGCGCGAGCGCGAGCGUGAGCGUGAGGCUGACCGCGAGCGGGAGAAGGAACGUGAGCGCGAACGCGAGAAGGAGCGCGAGCAAGAGAAGGAGCGUGAGCGUGAGAAGGAGCGCGAGCGCGAGCUGGAGCGCCAGCGGGAGCAGCGGGCCCGGGAGAAGGAGCUGCUGGCCGCCAAGGCCCUGGAGCCCAGCUUCCUGCCCGUGGCCGAGCUGCAUGGGCUGCGUGGCCAUGCCACUGAGGAGCGGGGCAAGCCCUCGGAGCAGCUGACCCCAACCCGAGCAGAGAAGCUGAAGGAUGCCGGCCUGCAGGCGCCCAAGCCCGUCCAACACCCCUUGCAUCCGGUGCCCACCCCACACCACACGGUGCCCAGCCUCAUCUCCAACCAUGGCAUCUUCUCUCUGCCUAGCAGCAGUGCUGCCACAGCCCUGCUGAUCCAGCGCACCAAUGAGGAGGAGAAGUGGCUGGCGCGGCAGCGGCGGCUGCGGCAGGAGAAGGAGGACCGGCAGUCUCAGGUGUCCGAGUUCCGGCAGCAGGUGCUGGAGCAGCACCUGGAUAUGGGCCGGCCCCCGGUGCCGGCGGAGGCAGAGCACAGGCCGGAGAGCACCACCAGGCCAGGACCAAACCGUCACGAGCCAGGUGGCCGUGACCCUCCGCAGCACUUUGGGGGGCCACCACCUCUGAUUUCGCCCAAGCCCCAGCUCCAUGCUGCACCCACGGCCCUCUGGAACCCCGUGUCCCUGAUGGACAACACCUUGGAGACGCGGCGGGCCGAAAGCCACUCUCUGCACAGCCACCCGGCUGCAUUUGAGCCCAGCCGCCAGGCAGCCGUGCCGCUGGUGAAGGUGGAGCGGGUCUUCUGCCCGGAGAAAGCAGAGGAGGGGCCACGGAAGCGUGAGCCUGCCCCUCUGGACAAGUACCAGCCACCUCCGCCGCCACCACGAGAGGGAGGGAGCCUGGAGCACCAGCCCUUCCUGCCCGGGCCCGGGCCCUUCCUGGCUGAGCUCGAGAAGUCCACCCAGACCAUCCUGGGCCAGCAGCGGGCCUCCCUCCCACAGGCGGCCACCUUCGGGGAGCUCAGCGGACCCCUGAAGCCUGGCUCGCCCUACCGGCCCCCAGUGCCACGGGCCCCCGACCCUGCCUACAUCUAUGAUGAGUUCCUGCAGCAGCGCCGGAGGCUGGUCAGCAAGCUGGACCUGGAGGAGCGCAGGCGGCGGGAGGCCCAGGAGAAAGGGUACUACUACGACCUCGAUGACUCUUACGACGAGAGCGAUGAGGAGGAGGUCAGGGCCCACCUCCGUUGCGUGGCCGAGCAGCCGCCCCUCAAACUGGACACGUCCUCUGAGAAGCUAGAGUUUUUGCAACUUUUUGGCUUGACCACCCAACAGCAGAAGGAGGAAUUGGUGGCCCAGAAGCGGAGGAAGCGGCGGAGGAUGCUGCGAGAGAGAAGCCCGUCGCCCCCAACAAUUCAGAGCAAGCGGCAGACGCCUUCACCGAGACUGGCGCUGUCUACCCGCUACAGCCCUGAUGAGAUGAACAACAGUCCCAACUUCGAAGAAAAGAAGAAGUUCCUGACCAUCUUCAACCUGACCCACAUCAGCGCUGAGAAGAGGAAAGACAAAGAGAGACUUGUUGAAAUGCUCCGUGCCAUGAAGCAGAAGGCACUGUCAGCAGCAGUGGCCGACUCCUUGACAAACUCUCCGAGGGACAGUCCUGCCGUCUCCCUGAGUGAACCAGCCACGCAGCAAGCCUCUCUGGAUGUGGAGAAGCCGGUUGGUGUUGCUGCUUCCUUGUCUGACAUCCCAAAGGCCGCGGAGCCUGGGAAGCUGGAACAGGUCCGGCCCCAGGAGCUGUCGAGAGUCCAGGAGCUAGCUCCUGCCAGCGGGGAGAAGGCCAGGCUGAGCGAGGCCCCUGGAGGCAAAAAGAGUCUGAGCAUGCUUCACUAUAUCCGGGGCGCUGCACCCAAGGACAUUCCUGUGCCGCUGUCCCACAGCACCAAUGGGAAGAGCAAGCCGUGGGAGCCCUUUGUGGCAGAAGAGUUUGCACAUCAGUUCCACGAGUCAGUGCUGCAGUCCACCCAGAAGGCCCUGCAGAAGCAUAAAGGGAGCGUGGCUGUGCUGUCUGCAGAGCAGAACCACAAGGUUGACACGUCCGUCCACUACAACAUUCCUGAGCUGCAGUCCUCCAGCCGCGCCCCUCCACCCCAGCACAAUGGGCAGCAGGAGCCCCCCACUGCAAGGAAGGGCCCCCCAACCCAGGAGUUGGACCGGGACUCGGAGGAGGAGGAAGAGGAGGAUGAUGAAGAUGGAGAAGAUGAGGAGGAAGUCCCCAAGCGCAAGUGGCAAGGGAUCGAGGCCGUUUUUGAAGCUUACCAGGAACACAUAGAAGAGCAAAAUCUGGAGCGGCAGGUGUUACAGACACAAUGUAGACGACUGGAGGCCCGGCACUACAGCCUCAGCCUGACGGCAGAGCAGCUCUCCCACAGCGUGGCGGAGUUGAGGAGCCAGAAACAGAAGAUGGUCUCAGAAAGGGAGCGGCUCCAGGCAGAACUGGACCACUUACGAAAGUGCCUUGCCUUGCCUGCAAUGCACUGGCCUAGGGGCUACCUGAAGGGAUAUCCCAGGUGACGGUUUCCCUUGCACUAGGCCGAACCUAUAGUAUAGAAAUAUUAUCUAUUUUAUUACCUUGAAUAUUUAAUAUUUUUCACUGGGAGGUUUGAAGCUUACAAAAUGAGAAUGUGCCAUGCAUGAAGCAAAGGAUUCCAGGCUCCAGAAAAAAUGAAUGAACUCACCUUGACGUCAAUGCAAUUGAAUCACCGUUGUCAUUCAGCGAGCAACCAAUGUAGGAUUGCCCACAGUUUUUCUUUUUAAAGGUGGUUUUCGCCCUUCCUCUCCCACAUUAUUUCUUAAUCUGAACAUGAAGGCUCCAUUAGCAACACUAAAACUUGAUCAUUAACAGCCCCCUGUGCAUAUGAGUGGAUCAAACCGGUUCUGUUCUUUCUUGUGUUGCCAUGUUACUAUGCCUCAAGCCCAGUUUGCUUUUGCCGCAGCGAUGGGGCCAGUCUCAUUCCUCCCCAGGAGUGAAACUUGCUUCAGCUGAAAAGGUUGGGUGCAUUGUCAGUAAAAAGGGCUUAUUUGUUUCAUUUUACUUUCCUGCAAAAUUUUCUUCAAAGCAACAAGUCCUAGGAGCACACAAAGCAACCCAAAGGCUUUUCCCUGGAAAAGCUCUUUCUUACCUAAAGAUAAAACCAAUUCACAAACUGAAGGUAGCUUUUUAUUACUCCGUGGGGAGCAUGUACAGAGCUCUGUGUAUACACAGCUUCACACCCACCAGAUUGUUACUACAGUGGGUUGGGUUUUCAUACAGACGUAAAUUUUGAGAGAAAAGUCAAAGGUGCUUCAGCCUUGUACUGUGUAUAUAUAUUAAAAAAAAAACAAAGUUUUGUAUGUUUUUAUUACUUUAACUAUUGUUAUAAAAAGCCUGCCAUUUUUAAUAUGUGGUUUGGGGGAUUUUUGUUUGUUUUUCCUGUUUGGGGGUUUUGUUUGUUGUUUUGGUUUUUUUUGGGCAAAAAAAAAAAAAAAACCUUGCUUUUAGUGUUUGUACUGCUGCUGGUCAGGACAUUAAAAUAUUGAAGUGUUUUUAAAAAUUAAAGAAGAAGAAAAGUAAAAGAGCUUACCACUGGCGCCUAUGCGAUCACUUCAUUUUUAGUUUGAGUUGCACCAGAAGCUGCCGUAGAAAGCCAUGCGCUACUGCUUACCUCCUCCACUCCCCCUGCCUGCCCCCAGCAUCUGGACAAGCUAAUAGCAAAUAUUACCCAUUGCUAUCAAGGGAGGAGGGGGUAGUCUGUAGAACCCAUGUGUGACAGUCAUGUGCACACAUGGGCGGGGGCUUUUAAAAACCUUUCAGGAAGUCAAUGAUUUCUGUGAUUGAUAUAAUUCUAAGGUGUCUGAGAGCAGGUACAGAAUAGGAACUUCAGAGGCUUUGUUUAAACGCAAAGCUUUGUAAAAGCCACAAGGUCUGAGCUGAACCCCUCCUUUUUGAACUUACUGUGACAAGCACAGGAACGGUCAGAAACUGGGCUCAUCACACCAAGGCAAAGCAACGGGCGAGUCUUCCUCCUUGUCCUAGUUACUGCCUAUGGAGGCAGUGUUUAGAUCAAGAAGGCCUCUCUUGCUCCCAAGGGCCCUCACCAGAGGCCAGGGCUGCCAGUCACUGGUCUGGGGGGUGGAGGCCUGAGCUGAGGGCAGGGUGCCUGACCUGUGUGCCGGCUGCUCACUGCUGUGACCAGCAGCCGAGCCCUUGGCCCUAGCCCUUGCUGCGCAGAACAGCUUGCUGGCAGCUGGCAUCGUGUCGCUUUAUCUGCCCCCGCACAGUUUGCUUUGUACGUCUGCCAAGAAUCUUCCAGUUAUUAGCAAACUCAGACGAAUGUACCGCCAGUAUUAUCAGCAGUCAACAAGCACCUUCCUCUCCACAGAAGCAGCUGGAAGAGAACUCGAGGGGCUGUGCUGCAGGCCUCCCCUCGAAAGACACUGGGAGGUCAGCAUGUUCCACAGGUGUUCAGAGGGAGUCUGCUACAAACUAUCAGGGCAAAAUCUCACUGGAUUUCUCCACUGAAAACCUACUUGAGGUUUCUGGUCUGAAGGCUUAAGAGUCACAUCUUAGCACUUCCGCUCUCAGGCCUCCUCCUCCAUCACAGAUGUCUGGAUGCUUUUGGAAAUGGCCUUGGCUAAAGUAAAAGGGAAAAGUAGAUCCGAUAACUUAAAAACGUAGCUCAUCCCUUACCAUCCAAGGGGCACUCCCUUGGUUGGAUUUUCUAUGACAGCACAGGGGACAGGUGGCACACCAUGAGAGGUCUGCCCAGGGUGGGAGCAGUGUCACUGUGCUAGCAAUAGUUGGCUUCUCCCCUGUCAGUGGAAACCCCACUUCUGCCCGGCCCUUGAGCUUCUUGCCCACUGUCUCCCCAUCCUUCCACCUACUUGUGGCGAUCUGAGUACUCUACUCUUGCUCAAGAAGUAAUACGACAAUCAGAAUACAAACCAGUAAGGCAACACGAAUAAACUAAGAAAAAGGUAAGAACUGUCUCAAAAACGAAAGCACACCACCCAAGACACAGUACCCAGUCAUGGUUUCCCCAUCCAACUAUUAGUUUCAUACUUUGAAAACUUACUUUCAGAUUAUUCUCAAAGAACACAGUAGCACCUAAAUCUGUUUUCAAUUGGGCUUAAAAAUUGACAUGCAAUCUCUUAAGUUUUUUGUUCAGCUACUUCACACUGAGUACCUCAAAUCUGCUCUGGAGUCGAUUAUGCCACCUGUGUGUCAGGAUGCACCUGAAAGCCCUCGGCUCGGUCCUUAGACCAUCUUCCUACAUUACCUGGAAGGGAGCUGCCAUCUGUCCCUCUGCAGAGGGAUACCUUCCAAUAGUAAAUUAUCUGGUUCCUCACUGAAACAAGUUAUUUUUGCUUCAUAUAGUCAGAGUCAGACUGACAUGAUAAAAUAUCAUGUUCCUAAUCUGUUGUCUCAGAUAAGUGACCAAGACGGGACUUUCCACAUUUUAGUCUACAUUCUAAUCUUAAAGGAAUAAAGCACUGAAUUGGGACUAACAUUCUGAUAGGUUGCACCCUUAAGAGUAUUCAGAGAGCAUCAAAAGGAGCCCACACCUUCAGCAGUGAAGGAUUCUAACACAGGGAAUCUGCAGUUUGUAGCAGAAUGGUAUUUUCCUCAAGUAGCUCAUAAUACUGCCAAAUCUCAAAAGUUAAGCUGAAUUUCACACCAGAUCCUACCCCUUUCCCUGAGCCACAUGUUUCACACAAGUGUAGAAAAUGCCAGGGAUCCACCACAAGAUGGAGAUGGUCAGCACAAACCGAUUCUGUUCCUCUUUAAAGUGUAUAUUAGCCACUUAGCAAUCUCUAUAUUCUUUCAAGUAACCAAGCUGUUGACUUUCUUACUACUUGCAGUAGCCUGUCCCCAACUUUUCCAUCCAGUGCUUAACCUAAAAAACUCCUUAACUCUGCCUUGACCUGAGGAAGACCAUGCUAACUGGUGUUAUUUUGUAUGUACCCUGUGCUUAAUUCUAUAACAGUAAACCCCAUACGCAGGUGGGAGGGAGGAACACCGGUGCCUCGGUCACUCUGGGGGCAGUUUAGAUGCUGUGAAAUUAAACCUGUUCUAAGUGUACUUGUUUGAAUUAAUUGUAUUGUAAUAUUAUUUGUUGAAUGUAGUAAUUAGGUAUUUAUGAAUAUAUUGCUGUAAUUUCUGACAACAUCCAAAAAAUAAAAUCUUCCUAAAUUA